AUGGCAUGGCAGCAGGCAAUCAUCACCUGGCGUGAUGCUGCACUCGGCAGUUGGCUGGUGAGAACCACAAAGAGGUUUGCCAGUGCCGAUGGGCGCAAGGAGGAGGAGUUCGAGGGCGCUUGUUCGGAGCUGCUGUCCCUGACCCUGGCAGGCGCUCCCGCCGGUGUUGCCCUGUCCCAGCCCUGGGAGGAAUUUGCCGGUGAGAUGCGCCCGCCGGACCAUCCGGCCCAACGUGUGCCUUCGAACCUACAGCGAUUCGCGGGCAACUACAUGAACCUUCUCCUGGUCACGGCGGCCUUUGCAUCGGCCUCUGUGCGACCCUUCUUCGUGACCUUCUGCCUCAUCGCCAAGGCCAUAGCGCUUCUAGCUCCCCCUGAGAUGUUCGAUGUCGACGUGCUCCAGGGUAAGGCCGCUGGAGGCGGCUACCGCGCUGUUGGGGGUCCCUGGUUGCGCUGUGGCCUCGUGGCUUUGGGCCAUGCAGGCCUUGGCGCCACAAGCGUCUUCACCUCCGCCGGCUGUCGGGGUCUUGUCGUGGGAACCGCCUUAGUACUGUCGCAUGCCCUCUUCCGCACGCGGCCAUGGACAGAGGUGGCCAAGGAGCGACUGACGACCCGGCUGAAGUCCCAAUGA
Messenger RNA from Symbiodinium necroappetens, 630 nucleotides. The record is from the annotation of a GenBank genome assembly. Lineage: Eukaryota; Dinophyceae; Suessiales; Symbiodiniaceae.